AUGGCCUCUGUCAUCCUCCAAACAAUCCCCACUCGCUUCCUCACGCCAUCUCUCCACGCGCCAUCCAAUCCCAAACUCCCUCCCCGCUCCCUCCCUCGUCUCCGCCAAUUCCGUCCUUUGCCGCCAUUAAUAAAACGUCACCGGACUGCAACAACAAUCACUUCUGCUUACGUGACCGGACCAGCAUCCGACCCGAUAGUGACCGAACCGGACCACAAACUCGACCCGACCGAUGAGGAGUCCUCUUCAACCGACGAAGUUCAGGCACCGGCGUUGAUAAGUUUGGAUCUUUUAUGGAGUCUGUUGGCUAAGCAUAAAGGACGACUCGUCGUUUCUGUUUUAACUCUAGUCGGUUGCACCUCUUGUACUCUCUCCAUGCCUAUAUUUUCAGGGCGAUUUUUUGAAGUGUUGAUUGGUGCGAGACCGGAGCCGCUAUGGAGAUUGCUUAGCAAGAUUGGAGUGUUAUAUGCGUUGGAACCAAUUUUUACUGUGAUCUUUAUUGUAAAUAUGAAUACAGUAUGGGAGAAGGUUAUGGCAACACUGAGAGCUCAGAUUUUUAGAAGGGUUUUGAUUCAGAAGGUGGAGUUUUUUGAUAGAUACAAGGUUGGCGAACUUAGUUCUUUGUUAACGUCUGAUUUGGGUUCAGUUAAAGAUAUUGUAAGCGAGAACAUUUCAAGGGAUCGUGGAUUUAGGGCACUUUCUGAGGCAAGCCAUUCUAUACUAAAACAAAAUGAUUUGCUGGCAUUUAUAUUUGAUGACACUUAUCUUCACUUAUCUUCUAUAUACAAGCGAUCAACUGUACCUGUUUUCAAAGCUCAUGGAAAGGCCCAGGCAUCCAUAUCUGAUUGUGUGACAGAAACCUUUUCUGCUAUCCGCACUGUGAGAUCCUUUGGUGGUGAAAAACGCCAAAUGCUAAGCUUUGGCAGCCAGGUUCUUGCUUAUCAAAGAAGUGGUAUAAAGCUCGGGACUUUCAAAUCCGUGAAUGAAUCAUUAACAAGAGUUGCUGUAUAUAUUUCAUUGCUGACUUUAUACUGUCUUGGAGGAAGCAAAGUGAAGGCUGGUUUACUCUCUGUUGGAACUGUUGCUUCUUUCAUCGGAUACACUUUCACAUUAACUUUUGCUGUUCAAGGGUUGGUCAAUACAUUUGGAGAUCUUCGUGUAGCACUUGCUGCCAUUGAGAGGAUUAAUUCUGUUUUAUCUGGAGUAGAAAUUGAUGAAGCCCUUGCCUAUGGUUUAGAAAGACAAAUCCAGCAAAAAGAUGCACAUGAUGAGAAAAUUAGUUUGUUCUUAGUCAAUGGUUACAGUGGACAGAAUCAAAAUUUUAAUACACAUUACAUGUCAGCCCUGAAAUCAGUGAGCAACGUGUGUAGCUUUGCUGGGUCUGGUGAUGUUUGUCUUGAAGAUGUGCACUUCUCUUACCCUUUACGACCUGACGUGGAAAUCUUGAAUGGUCUUAAUUUGACUCUAAAAUGUGGAACUGUGACCGCUCUAGUGGGCCCAAGUGGUUCCGGGAAAAGUACCAUAGUACAACUAUUGGCACGCUUUUAUGAGCCAACCAAAGGUCGGAUAACAGUUUCAGGAGAGGAUGUCCGGAGCUUUGAAAAGACUGAAUGGGCUCUGGUUGUCUCCAUAGUGAAUCAAGAACCUGUUCUUUUCUCGGUAUCUGUUGGAGAGAAUAUUGCAUAUGGGCUUCCAGAUGAUGAUGUAUCGAAGGACGAUAUCAUAAAGGCUGCCAAAGCUGCAAAUGCUCAUGAAUUUAUAAUUUCACUUCCACAGGGUUAUGGCACACAAGUGGGUGAGCGUGGAGGCUUACUGAGUGGAGGACAGAGGCAGAGAAUUGCUAUUGCAAGAGCUCUGCUCAAGAAUGCACCAAUCUUGAUACUUGACGAGGCCACUAGCGCAUUGGAUGCGGUUAGUGAACGUCUGGUUCAGGAUGCUCUGGACCACCUAAUGAAGGGCAGGACAACAUUGGUGAUUGCUCAUAGGUUAAGCACGGUUCAGAAUGCCCAUCAGAUUGCGCUUUGUUCUGGUGGGAGGGUUGCAGAACUAGGGACCCACUUUGAGUUGCUAGAUAAGAAGGGUCAAUAUGCUUCAUUAGUUGGCACUCAAAGACUGGCAUUUGAGUGA
This is a messenger RNA of Dovyalis caffra, 2127 nucleotides long. Lineage: Eukaryota; Viridiplantae; Streptophyta; Magnoliopsida; Malpighiales; Salicaceae. The record is from the annotation of a GenBank genome assembly.